This is a messenger RNA of Punica granatum (pomegranate), 3104 nucleotides long. The record is from RefSeq and is a predicted model, not a curated record. Lineage: Eukaryota; Viridiplantae; Streptophyta; Magnoliopsida; Myrtales; Lythraceae.
GCGCAAGGCGAGGGAUUUCGACUCUAGUUGAAUUGAAUAGGGAUUCGAAGGUGAUAGUCACCUUCACUGCUACAGCCUUCCCUUUCUCUGCCUCCCCCAAGAAGACGACACGAGUCGGCGCCAAAGAUGCCGGGGCGAUUCCACGCCAUCCUCCGCCGCCGCCUGCAGUCCUGCAAGAAUAACUACUCCACCGUGGAGGAGAUUGUGGAGCAUCUCCUCUCGACAUACCCUGACUAUAGCCGCCAACGGCUGCAGCCCUUCACUGUUAACGUCCGGAAGGCAUUAGAAUCGUCACCGCCGCCGCCCUCGCCGGCCAGCAAGAAGCAGAAGCACCAGAAUCAACUGCAGCAACGGCACCAGUCUCCUCCGCGACGGUCGAUUUUCCGAGACGAGAGCGAGGACGAGAAGGAGGAGGAGCUCGGUAGAGGGAACUGUAGCAGAAAGAAGUCGAAGAAGGCCAGCGAGGGCGAGCAGCGAUUGCAGAGGAUGGAGGUGUCGCACUUCAAAAGGAAUCAACAAAAGAGGAAUCAGGAUACAGCGUCGUCGACGGAUUCCAGUGACGAUGAUGAGGAUGAUGAAGAGAGUGAAGAGGAUGGGGCUGUAUCGACAUCCGAGGAUGCGAUUUACGGGCAGAAAGUCGAGCCGGAGUUCGACCUGAUGAAGUCUGUGCUGCGAGCGAACUACAGCAGGUCGAAAUUAGCGAGAGAAGAGGAGAAGGCUCCGAAGGAGAAGAACAUUGAAUUGGAGGUCGUUAGCGCUAAGCCUAAGAGGAAGAUCGAUACGAUGAAUGGCGGCGGUGACAUUAAGGGCGAAGCAAAAGUGAGGAGCGGCCUCGGCUCUGUUUCAAACGGGACUCCCGUAACAAUGGAAGGGAAAGAGGGGCCGAGGUUUCGGGAUUUAGGGGGGAUGAGGGAUGUGUUGGAGGAGCUGAAGAUGGAGGUGAUCGUGCCGCUGUAUCAUCCACAGAUCCCGAGGAUGCUCGGUGUGAGGCCAAUGGCAGGGAUAUUGUUGUACGGUCCCCCGGGUUGUGGGAAGACCAAGUUAGCCUAUGCUAUAGCUAAUGAGACCGGUGUCCCCUUCUACAAGAUUUCCGCUACUGAGGUUGUCUCCGGCGUCUCAGGUGCAUCGGAGGAGAAUAUCCGAGACCUCUUUACGAAAGCACAUAGAAAUGCACCAUCGAUUGUGUUUAUAGAUGAGAUCGACGCUAUUGCUUCUAAACGGGAAAAUCUACAGAGAGAGAUGGAGCGUCGAAUCGUGACACAGUUAAUGACCUGCAUGGAUGAAUCUCAUGGACCGCAGAAAUCAUCAUCCGAUAAAAAUGGAGAUUCGGGGGACUCUGAUUCCAGGCCUGGCUAUGUUCUCGUAAUUGGUGCUACCAAUAGGCCCGAUGCAGUUGACCCUGCUUUGAGGAGACCUGGCCGAUUCGAUCGUGAGAUUGUCUUAGGCGUUCCUGAUGAGAGUGCAAGAGCCGAGAUUCUUUCUGUGCUAACGAGCAACCUAAAACUCGAGGGUUCCUUUGAUCUUAUGAAGAUAGCAAAGUCUACACCAGGGUUUGUUGGAGCUGAUCUGGCAGCUCUCGCUAAUAAGGCUGGGAACCUUGCUAUGAAGAGAAUUAUUGAUCGAAGAAAGUUAGACUUCUCUGGAAAUUCCGUAGACCGAGAUCACACAGAUGAAUGGUGGCGACAGCCAUGGUUGCCUGAAGAGAUGGAAAAGCUUUCCAUCACCAUGGCUGAUUUUGAGGACGCAGUAAAAAUGAUUCAACCAUCAUCUAGAAGGGAAGGAUUUUCUGCAAUUCCUAACGUUAAAUGGGAAGAUGUGGGCGGCCUUGAUUCAUUGAGGCAGGCAUUCGAUCGUUAUAUAGUGAGGCGGAUAAAAUAUCCAGAGGAGUAUGAGGAAUUCGGGGUGGACUUGGAGACCGGGUUUUUGCUUUUUGGGCCUCCAGGUUGUGGUAAAACACUCAUCGCCAAAGCAGUCGCUAAUGAGGCGGGAGCUAACUUUAUUCAUAUAAAGGGCCCUGAACUUUUAAAUAAAUAUGUUGGAGAAAGUGAGUUGGCAGUUCGUACAUUAUUUAGUCGGGCUAGGACAUGCUCGCCAUGUAUUCUUUUCUUCGACGAGGUAGAUGCACUUACAAAGCAGCGUGGUUCAGAGGGUGGAUGGGUCGUUGAACGACUAUUGAACCAGUUACUUAUAGAAUUAGAUGGUUCAGAUCAUCGACGAGGCGUGUUUGUCAUUGGUGCCACUAAUAGAAUUGAGGUGAUAGAUAGUGCUCUUUUACGACCUGGGAGAUUUGGGAAGCUUCAUUACGUUCGUUUGCCCAGCCAAGAAGAACGUGCCUUGAUCUUGAAGGCUCUUGGCAGGAAGAAACCUCUAGAUCCUGAUGUUGAUUUGAAUUGCAUUGCUCAAAUGGAAGCAUGCGAGAAUCUUAGUGGUGCUGAUCUUGCUGCAUUGAUGAAUGAAGCUGCAAUGGUUGCUCUCGAAGAGAAGCUGACACCUUCUGGGGGCAGUUCUGAUCCGUGGACCAUCAAGACAAGACAUUUCGAGCAGGCACUGUCUAAGAUUUCUCCGUCGGUCUCUAAAAUGGACAUACAGAUCUAUGAAGGACUCGCAAAGGAAUUAAAGGCAGAAUGAGAUCGAACUGUAAUCACCAAACGAUUUCCUUAAGGUUACUUUCCUCAAUGUUCAACUGCAGAUCAUACUGAAGAGCCCAGAAAUUUGAUGUCAUAGAACACUCUCUGUCUCUAGCUGAAUAGAUGCAUGAUCGGGCAAAUGGAUUUUGCCGCUGAGUUUUGGGGAAAAAGAGGGAAAAAAAAGAGAGGGAAAAGUUCAAGUUCGAAAAUUUCUUGCUUGCUCUGCUCAUUUUGGAUGUAACAAUCAUAGAAGGUGUAAAUUAAGAAUAUUUUGUUAUGUCGACCCCCGAAAGAAAUGAUUUUAUUCGUAGGUUUUCAUAGGGUACCAAAAUUUUGUGCUCUUGUUUUUCGGCAUUCAGUUUAGUAUUUGCUGAGACAUACUGUCUAUUUGGGUAUGAGCCUUUGUUGUUAUUUUGGGGAAUCAAAAUGUAUCGAUAUUGUUUAGCGUCUGAAGAUUUUGCGUGCCUCAAGGACUAA